GAGCCUGCGCUCUUUGGAACGAGCAUUCUGGAGAACAUCCGCUUUGGAAAGCCCGACGCAUCCGACGCCGAGGUCUACGCCGCGGCCCAGCUGGCCAAUGCCGACAGCUUCAUCCGCAGCUUCCCCCAGGGCUACGGCACCAUCGUGGGCGAGCGCGGCGUGAUGCUGUCGGGGGGCCAGAAGCAGCGCGUGGCCAUCGCCCGGGCCCUCCUCAAGAACCCGUCGGUGCUGAUCCUGGAUGAGGCCACGAGCGCGCUGGACACGGAGUCGGAGCAGCUGGUUCAGGAAGCGCUGGAGCGGGCCAUGGCUGGCCGCACCGUGCUGGUCAUUGCCCACCGCCUCAGCACCAUCCAGUGCGCCGACCUCAUCGUGGUGCUGGCCCGGGGCUGUGUGGCCGAGGCCGGGACCCACGCGGAGCUGCUGCGCCGGGGCGGGCUGUACGCUGAGCUCGUCCGCAGACAGGCAACGGAGCAGCCCUGAGUGGGGACGAGCCCGGCAUGGCCGUGGCGGCUGCAGGGACUGAACCUGGUGCCCACGCGGCUCCCGCCUGAGCUGUGCCGAGCCCAGCGCUGACACUGGAUCUGUGCACCUACCUCUGGGGCUGGGGCCCUGCCUGGCCACGGGCCCCCCUCCUCUGCCCCCAGGUGGGGCUCCCGGCCUCCCUCUCUGGUCUGUCCCCAGGCUGGGCCUGGGCCUUGGCUCCGCCCCCCGACGCCGGGCAGGACCUGGCCCAUGGCCGCAGGAAGGUGGUGAGUGGCCAGGUUCAUGUUGUGCCCUGUCCACCAAUAAAAGCCAAGUGCAGCUACA
Messenger RNA from Trachemys scripta elegans, 807 nucleotides. It is a transcript of the gene ABCB8, whose product is annotated as ATP binding cassette subfamily B member 8. The record is from RefSeq and is a predicted model, not a curated record. Gene Ontology annotation, molecular function: ATP hydrolysis activity; ATPase-coupled transmembrane transporter activity; ATP binding. Gene Ontology annotation, biological process: transmembrane transport. Lineage: Eukaryota; Metazoa; Chordata; Testudines; Emydidae.